AUAUUUAAACAUGGAAAACGAGAAGAUUGUUUGCCUUAUGCUGCCACUGUCCUCGAGUGCCUUGAUGGCUGCAAACUCCCUGAGAGCAACCAGACUCUGUUACGGAAACUGGGAGUGAAGCUUGUACAGCGACUGGGGCUGACCUUCCUGAAGCCAAAGGUGGCUGCCUGGAGGUAUCAGCGGGGCUGCCGAUCUCUGACUGCGAAUCUACAACUCCCCUCACAGGACCAGAGUGAGCAGAAGCCACUCGUCAUGACUUCUGACAGCGAUGAAGAGGAUGACAUCCCAGAGGGAGUAGAGAAUGUGAUAGAACAGCUACUGGUUGGGCUGAAGGACAAAGACACGGUUGUGAGAUGGUCUGCGGCCAAGGGAAUUGGCAGAAUGGCUGGAAGACUUCCCAAAGACCUGGCAGAUGAUGUGGUAGGGUCUGUGCUGGAUUGCUUCAGUUUUCAGGAGACGGACAAGGCCUGGCAUGGUGGAUGUCUGGCACUGGCGGAACUAGGCAGGAGAGGCCUGUUGCUCCCAUCUCGACUUGGAGACGUGGAUUUUGUUGCCGUGAUCCUGAAGGCGCUGACCUACGACGAGAAGCGCGGUGCCUGCAGUGUGGGUGCCAACGUCAGGGAUGCUGCCUGCUACGUGUGCUGGGCCUUUGCACGUGCCUACGAGCCGCAGGAGCUGAAACCCUUUGUGACUGCAAUUUCCAGUGCACUGGUAAUUGCUGCAGUGUUUGACCGAAAUGUAAACUGCAGAAGAGCAGCCUCUGCUGCCUUCCAGGAGAAUGUGGGGAGACAGGGCACUUUCCCUCAUGGAAUUGAUAUUUUGACCACAGCUGAUUAUUUUGCUGUUGGUAACAGAUCCAACUGUUUCCUGGUUAUAAGUGUGUUUAUUGCCGGCUUUCCUGAGUACACCCAGCCAAUGAUAGACCAUCUGGUUACCAUGAAAAUCAACCAUUGGGAUGGGGUUAUCAGAGAGCUGGCUGCAAAGGCGCUGCACAAUCUGGCCCAGCGAACCCCAGAGUACAUGGCCACUUGUGUUUUCCCAAAGCUGUUGUCGAUGACGCUGAGUUCAGAUCUACAUACACGACACGGAUCAAUUCUUGCCUGCGCAGAGGUGACCUAUGCCUUGUACAAACUCGCAGCACAGGAGCACAGGCCUGUAACGGACUACAUGGAUGAGAAGGCAGUGCAGGGCCUGAAGCAGAUUCACCAGCAGCUUUAUGGUCGUCAGUUAUACAGGGGCCUGGGAGGAGAGCUCAUGAGACAAGCAGUGUGCCUUUUAAUAGAAAAUUUGUCACUUUCCAAAAUGCCUUUUAAAGGUGACACCAUAAUUGAUGGUUGGCAGUGGCUGAUAAAUGACACUUUCCGAAGUCUCCAUCUAAUCUCAAGUCAUUCGAGACAGCAGAUAAAGGAUGCAGCUGUUUCAGCCCUGGCGGCUCUCUGCAGCGAAUACUACAUGAAGGAGCAGAGGGAGGCGGAUCCUGCAAUUCAGGAGGAACUGAUCGAGCAGUAUCUGGCUGAGCUGCAGAGCCCAGAGGAAAUGACUCGCUGUGGUUUCUCAUCAGCCUUGGGUGCUCUUCCUGGCUUCCUUCUGAAAGGCAAGCUCCAGCAGGUUCUCGCAGGCUUAAGAGCAGUUACCCGCACUUCUCCCAAGGACGUGAGCUUUGCUGAGUCUAGGAGAGAUGGCUUGAAGGCCAUUGCUAGGAUUUGCCAGACUGUUGGUGUGAAAGCAGGAGCCCCGGAUGAAGCUGUGUGCAAAGAGAACGCUUCUGAGAUUUACUGCUCACUGCUGGGCUGUGUACACGACUACACCACGGACAGCAGAGGGGAUGUGGGGGCUUGGGUCCGUGAGGCUGCCAUGACCAGCCUGACAGACCUGACACUUCUGCUGGGACGGAGCCAGCCAGGGCUGAUUGAGGCCCACAUCUGUGAGCGUGUCAUGUGCUGUGUGGCCCAGCAGGCGAGCGAGAAGAUUGAUCGGUUCCGUGCUCAUGCCAUGAACAUGUUCCUGAUGCUCCUACACUUUGACAGUCCUCCCAUCCCCCACGUGCCCCAUCGGGGAGAGCUGGAAAAGCUGUUUCCCAGGUCCGACAUGGCCUCUGUGAACUGGAAUGCAUCCUCCCAGGCCUUCCCGCGUAUCACCCAGCUCCUCGGGCUGCCUGCUUACCGCUACCACGUACUGCUGGGGCUGGUUGUGUCUGUGGGCGGCUUGACAGAGUCCACGGUCAGACACUCUUCACAGAGCCUCUUUGAGUACAUGAAGAAGAUUCAGAGUGACCCACAGGCCCUGGGCAACUUCAGCAGGACCCUUCUGCAGGUCUUCGAGGACAACCUUCUAAAUGACAGGGUGUCCGUGCCACUGCUGAGGACGCUGAACCAGAUGCUGGCCAAUGGCUGCUUUGACAUCUUCACCACGGAGGAGGACCACCCCUUCUGUGUGAAGUUGCUUGCACUUUGUAAGGAAGAAAUCAAGAAGUCAAAAGACAUCCAGAAACUUCGGUCAAGCAUUGCAGUGUUCUGUGGAAUGGUACAGUUUCCUGGCGAUGUGAGGAGGAAGGUCCUUCUGCAGCUUUGUCUUCUCCUCUGCCACCCGUUCCCCCUGAUUCGGAAGACCACUGCUAGCCAGGUAUACGAGAUGGUACUCACCUACAGCGACAUCGUGGGUGCAGAUGUGCUGGACGAAGUCAUGGCCGUGCUCAGUGAUACAGCAUGGGAUGCAGAACUCCUGGUUGUCAGAGGACAGCGGAACCGUCUGUGUGACCUCCUGGGUGUGCCCAGACCCCAGCUGGUGCCUAAGCCUGGUGCCUGCUGAAGCUGGUCCUGAGAGCCAAACCUGGUGGGAUGCCCUGCCCCUGAGGACAGUCACCACGGAAAGCCUGGCAUGACAGUGCCUCCGUCCAUCGAAGAGCGGCGCUGGCUGGGCGUGGUGCUGGGACUCAGAGGCUGUCACUAGAUGGCAGCUUUUACUCACAUGUCCUUGCUUCUGCCUUGACUUGAACAUAAGUGUGCUUCCUAUAAAAUCAUGUACCGAGUAGCUCGCA
Messenger RNA from Carlito syrichta (Philippine tarsier), 3037 nucleotides. RefSeq names its product tubulin-specific chaperone D. The transcript is spliced from 33 exons. Lineage: Eukaryota; Metazoa; Chordata; Mammalia; Primates; Tarsiidae. Gene Ontology annotation, cellular component: lateral plasma membrane. Gene Ontology annotation, molecular function: beta-tubulin binding; GTPase activator activity. Gene Ontology annotation, biological process: adherens junction assembly; microtubule cytoskeleton organization; tubulin complex assembly. The record is from RefSeq and is a predicted model, not a curated record. The coding region runs from base 253 to 2808 and encodes 851 amino acids.